This is a messenger RNA of Stereum hirsutum FP-91666 SS1, 1060 nucleotides long. Its product is annotated as Aldo/keto reductase. Bases 1 to 933 code for a protein of 310 amino acids. Gene Ontology annotation, molecular function: aldose reductase (NADPH) activity. Gene Ontology annotation, cellular component: cytosol. The record is from RefSeq and is a predicted model, not a curated record. NCBI's taxonomy places the organism in Eukaryota, Fungi, Basidiomycota, Agaricomycetes, Russulales, Stereaceae. The transcript is spliced from 10 exons.
AUGGUCGUCAAAAUCCCCACACUCAAGCUCCCGAACGCCAAUAACACAGAGAUACCCGCUAUCGGAUUGGGAUGCUGGGGCGGAGUGACGAAAGAGGAGAGGGCGAAGUCGAAAGAUUGGAUUUUGAGUGCGUUGAAGUCUGGAUAUAGGCUUUUGGACACUGCGUAUGGCUAUGGUACUGAGCAGUAUGUGGGUGAAGCGAUCAGGGAGAGCGGAAUUCCGAGGGAAGAAAUAUUCGUGAUCACAAAACUCCCAACGCACCACCACAGGAAAGUCCAAGAGUCUAUAGAUCAGUCACUCAAGAACCUCGGGAUGGACUACGUCGACUUGUACCUGAUGCACUUCCCCCAAGCCGUCAUCGAUAACGAUGAUGAAAACGACCUCGUCGACGAAAACGGCAACGCCAUGCCGAUCGACGAUGGUAUCACAUUCAACGAGACGUACGCUCAGAUGGAAGAAGCCCUCGCAGCUGGGAAAGCUAGAGCCAUCGGCGUGUCGAAUUUCUCUAUCAAGACACUCACCGAGCUCCUCAAGACUGCGAAAGUCGUGCCGGCGCUGAACGAGGUCGAGAUGCACCCACUGCUCGCCCAAGAAUCUCUGAAGUCUUUUUGCGACGCACGCGGAAUUCUGACAUGCGCGUAUAGCCCGUCAGGAUGGGCCACCGUCCGCGAAGACCCGACCAUACUCGAGCUCGCGAAGAAAUACGGUGUAGAGAGCACACAAAUCAUCAUGGCGUGGCAUGUUAAGCGGGGGGUGAUUCCCAUUCCGAAGUCUUCGAAUGAGAGGAGGCAGAGGCAGAAUAUUGACCUGCCUGUGCUGAGCGACGAGGACUUUGCGAAGGUUAGUGCGAUGGAUCAGGGUAAGAGGUUGUGCAAUGCUAUUGGGCCGGAUGGGAAAUGUUAUGGGUGGACGGCGGAGCAGUAUGGAUGGUGAGAGUGUCCUGGAGAAGAAGCUAAAUCAAGAAAUCUGUACAAUCGUCGUUCUCUCUACCUGGUGUUCUAUCAAUGUUGUAGUAUGCUUGUAAACUCGGUCGGCGCCGCAAAAUCCCUUUGUUCUCAUA